Messenger RNA from Notodromas monacha, 2694 nucleotides. Lineage: Eukaryota; Metazoa; Arthropoda; Ostracoda; Podocopida; Cyprididae. The record is from the annotation of a GenBank genome assembly.
AUGAGUGCGUUCCAUCCCGCGGAGGAGCCCAAGAAGCGCAAGAAAAAGAAGCUCAAGAAAUUUACUAAUCCGGAGGAAACCCCUUCCUCGAAACCGGAUCGGAAAGCUCCUUCGAAAAUCGUCAAAACACUCGGAGUACCGAAGCGAUCCAAGGCCAAAAAUGCGGAGACAUCAUCAUCAGCUGCUGUUGAUUCGCGUCCGAAAGAACCAGAAGAACCGGAAUCCGUGUCAAGCAAAACCGUCAUGGAUACCCCCAAACCCGAUCAGCCGCAUCUACAGUCGCCCAUCAGGCGUAGGAGCCGCAUGAGGAGAAACGCAUCGUCCACCACGUCAACCUCCGACGAAGAAUACAAGUCCAUGGUGAAAUCCGGUCUCAUCGUCAAACCCAAGAAGCAAUCUCUCGUCGAGCCCCAAGACUUCAAGCCGAAAACCGAGGCCGAACUGCUCGACUACUUCCUCGCUAAACACAGUGUUACUGAUUUUAUUCCAGGAGCCAGGAAGACUUCGCAACCGAAGCUCCAGCAAACUUCCGAAGCCCCGCUCACGAAACGACAAGUUUUCCGUCAACAUUUCGGCUCCCAACCUAAUAAGGGUCAAGACCUGAAACCCAGUGACUUUUUUCCAUUGAACCUCAAUCUUGAAGAUCUGCGAGUGUCCGAAAAGAAACUUCGAAAGAAGAAUAAGAAGAAGCGAAAAAAGAAGUUGAAGCUCAAGAAAACGACCCAGAAUGACCCGAAACCUUCCGGUCGUAAGAAAAAAUCCUCCGAAAAUCCCAAGUCGAAGACGCGCAAGAAGAAACUCGGGAAGCUCGUUAGAAAAAUCAAGGAAACUGAAGAAAUAGUGGAUCUACUGCAUGACGUGACUGCCAUAUGUACAGAGACGAAAAACCCCAAAACACCCAAGAAAAGCAAGAAGAAUAAGAAGAGACUGAAGAACAAGAAGAAGCCACCUGUUCCCAGUGCUCUCUUGAAACUGAUGGAAUCUGUUCCGGAAUUCGAUCCACAUGCGACCGAGGUUUUCGACGAGAGUCCCGCGAUUGAAAUUGCUUCUUUGACCGAACAACCAGAGACGAAAAAGUUACCAUCCAGAAAUACCAAGACCAAAAAGCCCGUGAUGGUUCCUCGUGGUAUCAAAGUCUACAGAACAAAGCAGAAAAGGGUUCCAUUAUUGUCGCAGAAGCCGGCUAGUCGACCUCUGAAGGAAAGUUUCAGCAAGAUUUGGGUCGAGUUGUCGGGACCUGAUCCGAGGAUGGUGGACUUUACCGAGGACCUGAAUGCUAGGAUUAUGAAAACUCUUCCCGGGUGCAAUCUCAGUUUGAACCAUUUCUUCCCUCCUCAAGAACUUCAAUACGGCACUUAUUCUUCAGUCAUUGUCUCUGGAAAUGAUGUGCUUGCAGCGGAAGAUAGAGUUAUUCCCGGCUGUCACGUUUUUCCGCUUGAGGUGCCCGGAACGAGACCACGACCGCAAAAGCAGAGUCAAUUGCAAGUCAGCAAUGCUCCUGCUCAGCAUGUGCCGACGCCGGAUGCUGCCAUGGCUUUGUCUUGGGCGAAUGCGGAGAAGAAGCGACUCAAACUCAAAGGAAGGAAACGUCGCUCAACUUCGCCUGAGAAGGAAUUCAAAGAAGCUACCACUGAAGCUGAAACUCAGUUGAAAACGUUGGAAGUGACAACUAGUAUACAGGAAGUGCCUGAGACCCCACCAAAACCAGUUCCCUCUAAAACGGAACCUGCGCCAGCUGGAAAGCAUGUUACUUUUCAAGGAAGCUUUGACAUAGACGAAUGUCUACUUCAGCAAACGCAGAGCCAGAUACCACAGAAGGCGUCUCCCACGGAUGAGGAUUUCGACUAUGAUACGUUGAGGAGCUUGCAAGCCCAGCUGAAAGAGGGAAUCAGGAUCAUCCUCACGAAGGGAGCAGUGGCAGACAUUCACGUGCAGCUGGAAGCAUUACGGAAAGAGCUGGCGAGGAAGAAAGGCGGCGAUCCACCAGAUUCCCUGGGAUUGCCGAGGGUUUACGAUAAGUCCUUGGUGCGUUACGAACUGCCGAUGGACAUCAAACUUUUGGAAGGCAUAACGCCCUUGAUGUAUUUGGAAACGUACUCGUUCGUUGGUGAAAGUCUGAAAAAUCUGCACGCGAAAGUCUACAAGCGUCACCGAGAUCUUCAGCCAACCGGGAAAUUUUCCUUCAGGGCUCUGACAGUUGCCAUGCAAGAAAUUGUGAGCCAAGACUGGUCGCCAGAUGACUCGGAAGCUGUGUGCCGAAUGCUGGGUGUUACCUUGCCAAAGCCAGGGCAGAAAUCGGAUCUUUUGACGUUGGCGAAUAUCCCGGGAAGUGGAGGUGCGACACCCGCUGGAACAGCUUCGGAAAUUUCAAAGCUUUCCUCGCCAUCGCAGCAAUCGGGACUGAAGGAGCCGAGUAAAACAGCGAGUAGUCGUCAGUCUUCGUCAUCGUCCAUCGGUCAUCAAUCUCAACCAUCUCCUCCGGCGUCACCCGGACCAGACUCGGGCCCUUCCAAGCUGAUCGACCUUCUCAACAUUGGGAAGAAGCGGGAUUGGAGGACCAAGCUGGGAGUUGGAGCUGUACCCGACAUUGCUGCGUUCAAGGCUUCCAAAUUGCCAGUUGAAACGCCGCAAGUUUCUAAUACGCUAGACUUGCAUCAAUUCCAAGUUGUGGCUGCUUUUGGAAAGAUUGAGUAG